Molecule: messenger RNA, 2077 nt
Organism: Dermacentor albipictus
Lineage: Eukaryota; Metazoa; Arthropoda; Arachnida; Ixodida; Ixodidae
Molecular function (GO): protein binding
Source: RefSeq, a predicted model, not a curated record
GUCGGACCUAACGUCCCGAAAGUGGGUUAUCGAAGCGACGAUUUCAAUAGCGAAUAUAUGUUUCGCCUUUUUGCGGUCGGCCGGACCGUUCACACAAACGGCUAGUGAGCUCACAGGCUUACAUAUACGCUUCGUGAGAAGGUGCGUUAGUUUCGGCCGCAAGCAGUAUGGCGGCCAGAAACGUCUACACGGUGUGCGGGUUCUGCCCUGAGCUGGACUGGAAGCCAACGGCUUUCGUGGGGCCCAUCCCGCCCUGCAAGGUGUGCGCCUGGUGCGGAGUGGUUCCCAUGAGCGGCUGGCUACUUCCAUGCGGCGAGCUGGUGUGUCCGCCCUGUCGCGAGAAGAGAGGAAGCUGUCCUGUGCACGGAACCAAGUUUGCGCAAGACGAGCUCGUAAUGACGACGUUCUUGCACCGGCACAUGAUGCAGCGAAAGGUCUACUGCUGGAGUACGUGCUGCAACAAAGCGGGGCCGUUGUCUGCUAUGCUUGAGCAUUAUGAAAAAGACUGCCCUUACCGCAGUGGACCGCCACGCUACCAGAAAGGGAAUGUAGAGUGUGUUAGACGCCACACGGAACUGAAACACGCUUCAGAGGCAGCACAUGAACAAAACGCCCAGGUUGCGCCGGAACUGAGCGGUAACUCCGCGGGUGCGAUGGCAAGAAAGGGCGAACCGUUAAAAGACGGCGAUGCGGAGCACGGGGAUGGCCCUGUCGAAGACAACAGCGCUGUUGGCAGCAUCAAGGUAUCUCAUUCGAUCGAGCUUUCCACAACUCACAGUGAACCAGGGGAAGGGAUGUACACUUCAAUCCAUGUCAGCGUGAAUACAAGCGCCCUUCAUGAGACCGCCACUUCGGGAUUCGCGGUUAACGAUUCGUGUAGCACGCAAUCGAGAAAUGCAGUGGAAGAAGGAGCACACGUACGUACGCAGCGAAUUUUCAAAAAUGAGCAUGAGCAUGACGACCUCAAAGGUAUUCAGCAGUCGAACACCAAGCGAGGAACUGACGGUAAAGCCACUGACGCCGACAACGGUGGCCACGUAGACGAAACUGCCACUUUUUGGGCCCAUCCGCGAGUACAGAGUAGCGCUGGUUGCACGAGCGUCGAACGCUGCGAACAAGACACGCACGGUAAAGAAAAGGAAGCGUCGGGCGAGCUUUCAACGAACGCAGUGCCACUGCUUUUGCGUGAUGUGCCCGAAACAAAGACCGGACACAUAGGUACCUUGCAUUCUUUGAAACUUGACUUAGAGACCGCUCUAGCAGCUACGAAAGAAUGUAUUGAGAAACACCCAGAAGAUGUUGCUUCUCUGCGUAAACACGAGGAAAUAAUCAGAGAGUGCAUCUAUGAAGUUGGUAACGCCUGCAAGGCAAUAUUGCAAGCAUCUCUUAAAGCAUCCGAGUCAUGCGAAUGGUACGUUGAGAACUACGAUCAAGUCAAGAAGAAGACAUUGCAGCACGAGUGUUGUUCAGUGGGAAGUUCCUCACCGCUUUAUCUCCGUGGAUACAACAUCAAGCCGAGCGUCCUUCUCCUCAAGAGGAAGGGCAUCAUUGAGUUUCACGCCGAAUUGACUUUGUAUAAGGGACUGUACGAUGACUUUGUAAGGUGGCCUUUCCAAGAGAGCUGCAAGCUUACCCUACUGCACCCUUCUGAUGUCACUAAAAACAUCGUCUUCUGUAUGACUGGUGCCAAUGAGCCGGGGUACAUAGCGUACUUGAAACCAAGAGGCAUGAAGAAUGUGAGCGUUCAUGCCAACGAGCACCGCUCACUUAAGGAAAUCGAAGAGGAAGGCUUUGCGUCCGAUAACAAGCUCCGCUUUAGGUUCGAGGUUUCGAGAGUGUAACACGACAGAGCGUUUCCACCAGCCAACACCUUAGGCCACUCCCUGCUCAAAGUGUACGUGAAGUGAAACUCAAGUUUCGGUGCGGCCUGAUUCAAGUGCUUUGCGCGAGAGCUUAUGCAAGAAUCGAAGACAAAUGUUUGUUAACCGAGAAAUAAAGUUUCUGGAUAUGUUUACGCUGAUUGACGCGUAACCAAAAUAGGGAUGCUUAAUAAAAAGAUGUAUUUUUUAGGCUUACA